UUCAUUUUGCGAAUCGAACGUCAGUAGCCUGUCCGCACGUGGUUUGUUGUGUUAAACACACUCUGGUCUUCUGUCCAGCACUUAAACACGACCUGAACGAGACACAGGAUCCCGACUGUAGCCUGCACUUCAUCAGAAAUAACGUCAGAGGUCAUGGCGGAGCGGGUGCUGGUGGUGGGCAGUGGAGGGCGCGAACACGCACUAGCGUGGAAGUUAGCGCAGUCGCCUCUCGUUCAGCAGGUCCUCGUGGCUCCUGGGAACGCCGGCACGGCCAACAGCGGCAAGAUCUGCAACUCGGAGGUGUCUGUGAACAAUCACUGUAUUUUAGCGCAGUAUUGUAAGGAUCAUAGCGUGGGACUCGUGGUCGUUGGUCCAGAAGUUCCUCUGGCUGCUGGCAUCGUGGACGAUCUGACGGCCGCCGGCGUGUCGUGUUUCGGCCCGUCGGCGAAGGCUGCACAGCUGGAAGCUAGCAAGAGUUUCUCCAAGUCCUUCAUGGACCGUCACAACAUUCCCACCGCCCGCUGGAGCUCCUUCACCGACCCGCAGGAGGCCUGCGAAUACAUCCGAGGCGCGGGGUUUCCCGCUCUGGUGGUGAAGGCCAGCGGAUUGGCUGCUGGGAAGGGUGUCGUAGUCGCUCGCGAUAAAGACGAGGCCUGUCAGGCGGUUCUGGACAUCAUGAAGGACAAGGCGUUUGGUUCUGCUGGUGAGACUGUGGUAGUGGAGGAGUUGCUGGAAGGAGAGGAAGUGUCUUGUUUGUGUUUCAGCGACGGCGUCACAGUGUCACCGAUGCCGCCGGCUCAAGAUCACAAGCGUCUGAUGGAUGGAGACGAGGGGCCGAACACGGGCGGCAUGGGCGCGUACUGCCCGACACCACAGGUGUCGGAGGAAGAGCUGCAGGAGAUCACGAGAUGCGUUCUGCAGAAGACCGUGGACGGCAUGAGAGACGAGGGAGCGCCGUAUGUGGGUGUGUUAUACGCCGGACUGAUGUUGACUAAACAGGGACCGAAAGUCCUGGAGUUCAACUGUCGCUUCGGCGACCCCGAGUGUCAGGUCCUGAUGCCGUUGCUGAAGUCUGAUUUAUAUGAGGUGUUGAAGAACACGCUCCGGUCGGACCUGAGCUCGAGUCCAGUGCAGUGGCUGGAGGACGGUGUGGCCGUCACUGUGGUCAUGGCCAGCGGAGGAUAUCCCGGCUCAUAUAAGAAGGGUCUGGAGAUCUCCGGUUUGUCCCGGGUGUCAGAGAUGGGCGUUCAGGUGUUCCAUGCAGGCACUGUGCUCAAGGAAGGGGGCGGGGUUAUUACGAGUGGUGGGCGUGUCUUAACUGUGACCGCGGUCCGGCCCACUCUUCAGAACGCCUUACGCUGCGCCAAUGAAGCCGUGGCAACGAUCAGCUUCCCUGAUGCCGUGUACCGGCGUGACAUCGGCCACCGCGCCAUCACGUACCUCACCCGCACCAGAGGACUGACGUAUAAAGACAGUGGCGUGGACAUCACCGCUGGAAACAGACUCGUGGAGCUGAUCAAACCUCUGGCGAAGGCCACGUCUCGACCAGGCUGUAACGCGGAGCUCGGCGGGUUCGCGGGGCUUUUCGACCUGAAAGCUGCCGGAUUCAUCGACCCGAUCCUGGUGUCUGGAACAGACGGAGUGGGAACUAAACUGAAGGUGGCUCAGGCGUGUGGCCUGCACGGCACUCUGGGACAGGAUCUGGUGGCGAUGUGUGUGAACGAUGUUCUGGCUCAGGGAGCGGAGCCGCUGUUCUUCCUCGAUUACUUCUCCUGUGGACGCCUGGACGUGGGAGUCGCGUCGUCUGUGAUCGGAGGAAUCGCAGACGCCUGUCAGAUGGCCGGGUGUGCGCUGAUAGGAGGAGAGACGGCGGAGAUGCCGGGUGUGUACGGCCCCGGGGAGUACGAUCUGGCGGGCUUCUGCGUGGGGGCCGUGGAGCGCGGGGCCGUUCUGCCCAGACUCAGGGACAUCGCGGAGGGAGAUCUGCUCAUCGGCGUGGCCUCGUCGGGGCUCCACAGCAACGGCUUCAGCCUCGUGCGGACGGUCCUGGAGCGGCUCGACCUGCAGUACGGCUCGCCGGCGCCGUUCGGGCGCCCGGGACAGAGCAUCGGUGACGUCCUGCUCACGCCCACCAAGAUCUACAGCCGUUUGCUUCAGCCAAUCCUGCGCAGCGGAGCCGUGAAGGCCUACGCCCACAUCACCGGAGGCGGGCUCUUGGAGAACAUCCCUCGCGUUCUCCCGCCAGAGCUGGCAGUGGACCUCGACGCGUCGCGCUGGAGGAUCCCGUGUGUGUUCUCGUGGCUGUGUGUUCACGGGUGUGUGUCAGAGGAGGAGAUGAGCCGCACCUUUAACCUCGGCCUGGGGGCUGUGCUCGUGGUCAGCAGACCUGAGGGCCAACGAGUGCUGAGGCUCCUGAGGGCCCAAGAGGAGGCCUGGGUCAUCGGGUCACUCGCUCACAGACAACACGGUCAGAACACACUCCUCUAUACACACACACACACUUUUGCUGCUGUUGAACGUAUAGGUUCGGAGCCUGUGCUGAUCAGGAACCUGGAGCGGAGUCUGAAGGAGAGUCCGGGUCGCUCUCCCGACACCAGCGCUCUGCAGAACGGGUCUCUUCACGGGGAACAAUCCUCACGCAAGAGGACCCGAGUGGCCGUGCUGAUCUCGGGAACCGGAACGAACCUGCAGGCGCUGAUGGAGCAGGUGAAGAAGCCCUCGAGCUCGGCGGAGAUCGUGGUGGUCAUCUCCAACAGGCCGGGCGUCACGGGGUUAAAGAGGGCGUCCAUGGCCGGCAUUCAGACACGGGUCGUGGAUCAUAAGCAGUACGGCAGCAGAGCCGAGUUCGACGGCACCAUAGACCGGGUCCUGGAGGAGUUCGGGGUGGAGCUGGUGUGUCUGGCGGGUUUCAUGCGGAUCCUCACGGGACCCUUCGUCCGGAAGUGGAGCGGGAAGAUGCUGAACAUCCACCCGUCGCUGCUGCCGUCCUUUAAAGGAGUGAACGCUCAGAAACAGGCGCUUCAGGCCGGCGUGCGUCUCACCGGAUGCACCGUUCACUUCGUGGCCGAGGAAGUGGACGCCGGCGCGAUCGUGGUUCAGGAGGCGGUUCCCAUCCUGAUGACUGACAGCGAAGACAGCCUAUCAGAGCGCAUCAGGGAGGCGGAGCAUCGAGCCUUCCCAGCAGCCCUAGAGCUGGUGUCCAGCGGGGGAGUGAAGCUCCGAGACGACGGGAGGAUCGUGUGGAACCACAGCCUUCAGGGAUAAACACACACACACACACA
Messenger RNA from Rhinichthys klamathensis goyatoka, 3281 nucleotides. It is a transcript of the gene gart, whose product is annotated as phosphoribosylglycinamide formyltransferase. Gene Ontology annotation, molecular function: metal ion binding; phosphoribosylglycinamide formyltransferase activity; phosphoribosylformylglycinamidine cyclo-ligase activity. NCBI's taxonomy places the organism in Eukaryota, Metazoa, Chordata, Actinopteri, Cypriniformes, Leuciscidae. The transcript is spliced from 22 exons. Gene Ontology annotation, biological process: adenine biosynthetic process; 'de novo' IMP biosynthetic process. The record is from RefSeq and is a predicted model, not a curated record. The coding region runs from base 154 to 3264 and encodes 1036 amino acids. Gene Ontology annotation, cellular component: cytosol.